Messenger RNA from Silurus meridionalis, 2059 nucleotides. RefSeq names its product cathepsin A (gene ctsa). Lineage: Eukaryota; Metazoa; Chordata; Actinopteri; Siluriformes; Siluridae. The coding region runs from base 133 to 1557 and encodes 474 amino acids. The transcript is spliced from 15 exons. The record is from RefSeq and is a predicted model, not a curated record. Gene Ontology annotation, molecular function: serine-type carboxypeptidase activity. Gene Ontology annotation, biological process: proteolysis.
UGAAGCUUCUCUUCGAUCGGCUGCGGUUUUUAUCACCAACGUGACCUGAUCACGAGUUAGAUGUCACGUGACAUGACGGCUGUACUUCUGCAGUAGUUCACGGGAGACUUUACUGCACAUCAGGGUGUAAAGAUGCACGCGGGGUUCAGUGUGUUACUGGUUGGGGCACUGGGAGUACUGGGAGUGUUGGGAGCUCCAGAUGCCGAUGCGAUUAAGUCUCUCCCCGGACUUUCUAAACAGCCGGAUUUCAGACAGUAUUCAGGAUACCUCACUGUGGCUGGCAACAAACACCUCCACUACUGGUUUGUGGAGUCGCAAAAGGACCCGGAGAAAAGCCCUGUGGUGCUGUGGCUGAAUGGAGGACCAGGCUGUAGCUCGUUGGAUGGCCUGCUCACUGAACACGGCCCUUUUCUGGUUCAAGAUGAUGGCACUACUCUACAGUACAACCCUUAUUCUUGGAAUAUGAUUGCUAAUGUGCUAUACCUGGAGUCACCAGCAGGUGUCGGCUUUUCCUACUCUGAAGACCAGAAAUACGCAACCAAUGACUCUGAGGUGUCCAUGAAUAACUACUUGGCCCUCAAGGAAUUUUUCAGACUUUUCCCAGAGUACAGCAAGAACGAGCUUUACCUCACAGGCGAGAGUUACGGAGGCAUUUACAUCCCUACACUAGCUGAGAGAGUUUUGGAGGACAGUAGCCUCAACCUGCAGGGUAUAGCUGUUGGAAAUGGCUUGUCCAGCUAUGAACUGAAUGACAACUCUCUCAUCUAUUUUGCAUAUUUCCAUGGACUGCUUGGAGAAAGUUUAUGGGCAAUGCUGCAAAAAUAUUGCUGCAUAAAUGGACAAUGUAACUUCUAUAACAAUUCAGACCCGUCAUGCGCUGAUACAGUAAACCAGGCACAGCAAAUAGUCUACAAUAUUGGACUUAACAUUUAUAACCUGUAUGCUGAUUGUGCUGGUGGAGUUCCUUACAGUACCAGUGUGGAAAAUGGACGGCUUGUUAUUCAUGACCUGGGCAACAACUUCCUAAAAAACAAGUGGUCCAACUCAUGGAAUCAGAAACUGCAAGCACUUGGCUCUACUUUCAAACAGCUGAAGCUAGAUCCUCCCUGUGUCAACUCGACCCCAUCUGCUAUGUACCUGAACGACCCCUAUGUGAAGUCUGCUCUUCACAUCUCCCCUAAAGCACUUGCCUGGGAGAUUUGCAGUGCUGAGGUCAAUCUCAACUAUAACCGUCUCUACAUGGAUGUGAAGAAGCAGUACAUGAAGAUACUUGGCACACUGAAAUACCGCGUGCUGGUGUACAACGGAGAUGUGGACAUGGCCUGCAAUUUCCUGGGUGAUGAGUGGUUUGUCGAGUCCCUUCAGCAGGAGGUCCAAGUGAAGCGCAGGCCAUGGUUCUACAACAACGGGGAGACUAAGCAGAUUGGUGGUUUCGUUAAGGAGUUCUCAAAUCUUUCUUUCCUUACUGUCAAGGGUUCUGGUCACAUGGUCCCCACUGAUAAGCCAAUAGCAGCCUUCGCCAUGUUCAGCCGUUUCAUCACAAAGCAGCCGUACUAAUGUUCCUACAUGUUCCGCACUGUUUGGUUGGGACUUGCACUGAAUCACUGUGAUGUACCGUGUUCUAGAGUAAUCAAAUUCUGGUGUAUAGUGGCUGAUUGUGCCGACAUUUUUUAAUUUUUUAUUAAACUAUAUGGUUGAAAUGAGAAUUGUGAACCGCAGACUGCAAUAGUUCCAUUUCGCUUCGAGUGACUGUGUAAUCGUGACACUAGGAGCUUGACUGCAGUAGCUGCUAAUCGCUUAACGUUCAACUGUUCUGACGAUUUUUCACUGUCUUGCAGGAAGCCGCAAAAUAAAUAUUCACGAGGGUAAAAGGGAUUUGUUAUUUCACAAGAAGAAAUGCAUGACCAAAACGAACAUAGGAUUUACAUAGACCUAGAUUUCUUCAGUUGCUCAGGGUUGCUUUAAAUUGAUUCGACUUUCUAAAGGAAGGUAUUGAUGUGCCUUUAAAUCAGUGUUUCAUUUUUUUCUUGUAUUGUCAAAAUAAACCUGAACAUUUAAA